Suillus clintonianus is the source of this 1802-nucleotide messenger RNA. RefSeq lists its product as uncharacterized. Gene Ontology annotation, biological process: modification-dependent protein catabolic process; protein ubiquitination. The transcript is spliced from 5 exons. Gene Ontology annotation, cellular component: cytoplasm; nucleus. Bases 45 to 1700 code for a protein of 551 amino acids. Lineage: Eukaryota; Fungi; Basidiomycota; Agaricomycetes; Boletales; Suillaceae. Gene Ontology annotation, molecular function: ubiquitin protein ligase binding; protein tag activity. The record is from RefSeq and is a predicted model, not a curated record.
AUCAUCUCGUAUCUACAUCGAAAUUCACGAUUUUGAACUACACGAUGCACCUCCCCACUAUGUCGAGGGAUUCUCGUGUCAAGUUGACCUCCGGCAAAUCGUCGUAUAAUCAAAACGACUUCCAAAUCAACCAGGACGAGCCCCUCAUUUCCUUCUUCAAUCAUUGUCUACCCCGCGAACCCCUCAGCGCCCAACUUCCACGCCAUGACAAUGAAUUCGGUGCUGACAGCCUCUCCAUUAAUGAUUCUCUCACAAUUUCUUUCCGGCGCACAAUCCGUGUACCAGAAACUGGUAAAUCAAACAAUCUUCCACCAGGACUUGGGAGCUUCCCACUUUACAAUGUUUCCGAGUUCUCCCAUAUUUUGCCACAAGAUAUGGUCGAGAAAGGUGGUUUAUUUCUUGCAAUGUACCAACGGGAAGCGAUGUGGUUGCAGUUCAAAAGCAACAAAAAAUUCGCUAUUCGGAUAUAUAUUGGUGGCGUCAAUAGCAUCUCUGGCGAGCCCAUGAUUCCGAACAUGGCUACUCUGCUCAAACGACAAAAUGGCGUUGCAAAAAAGCAGGACUACAUCACCGUACCUGAACAGCCAUGGUUAGAUGGUAUUGCAACUGGUCCGGGUGUAGUUAAGCAGUUUGUUGCUGUUCCCUAUGGAUCAGGUUAUUCGAUCGAGCAUCAGAUCACCGGGUCAGAGACAACGGGCGGGAUCCAAUUCGAGGUGAUACCAGCGUACAAAACCUCAGUGCGUUUUGAGGGAAUGGAUAUCUAUCGCACCCCUCACGAACUCGGACUCUCUCUCGGCUCCGAAAUGACUAUGACAAACCUGGAAAUACCCCCACCUACAACCACUUACUGGGGCAUGAGUAUUUUUGUGAAGACCAUCUCGGGAAAGACAAUAAUUAUAUGGACAGAAGGUUGCGAUACUGUACACGGUCUCAAAUCGAAGGUCCAAGACAAGGAAGGAAUUCCGCCGGACCAGCAACUGCUCGUCUUUGCUGGAAAGCAACUUGAAGAUGGCCGCACGCUUUUGUACUAUAAUAUUCAAAAGGACUCGACGAUUCAUUUAGCCAUGAGACUGAGAGGGGGUGGGGAAUUGAUGCCAACAAUGAGUUUCGCCGCUGGCGGGAUGAUCAAGCAGGUCAUCAAUGAAGACCACAACAACCCACUUAUCUGGGACGUCAAGAGGGCGAAGGUCUUCAACGUACAAGUCAUGAAUGCGGCCCAUUUCGAACAUAUCACCAAGAUGAUGGCACCCCCAACCCCAGUAGAUGUCAAAGUGUAUGCCGCAGCAGGCCUUCCUUUCUUUGACAUCUUCAAUGAAGUGCCAACCGACAUACACGGAUAUGACAUGUUUAAGAUGAUCAAGACUGUUUCUACGUUGGAUUGGAUGUUGGGCGUGGGGACGGCUGUCACUUACGAGCCUGGCGCGCGCGUCCCUUUGCAGAAAUGCGAAUGCCAAAACAAUAUGUUGGGCUGCGUUAUCCGUCCUUGCAAUCACGCCGUUUGCGCGGUGUGCGCAUCAUACGGUUCCUGCACUCGGUGCCCAGUUUGCAAGAAAUCGGUGACAAAGGUUGUGGGCAUUGCUGCCCCAAUGGGCGCCCCCGGCAUGGAGUCAGUUCCGAAGCUUCCAGUAGUAUUGUUGGAUAUGCAUCAAGUGAAUGAUGGGCGGGAGGAAUUCGUCAGUAUUGUCCGUGGAGCGAAAUGACGAACCUAAGUUGCCAGAUAUGGAUAUGAUCUCACCGAUGCUGCUUGAUUGUAAAAAUGUAACUUUUUCUGAACGAAGUGCGUAUGCGUUGAGAAAUUUUAG